This is a messenger RNA of Meriones unguiculatus (Mongolian gerbil), 4612 nucleotides long. RefSeq names its product ral guanine nucleotide dissociation stimulator like 3 (gene Rgl3). The transcript has 19 exons. Gene Ontology annotation, cellular component: plasma membrane. The record is from RefSeq and is a predicted model, not a curated record. NCBI's taxonomy places the organism in Eukaryota, Metazoa, Chordata, Mammalia, Rodentia, Muridae. Gene Ontology annotation, molecular function: guanyl-nucleotide exchange factor activity. Gene Ontology annotation, biological process: positive regulation of GTPase activity; Ras protein signal transduction. Bases 55 to 2193 code for a protein of 712 amino acids.
CUAGCCCUUCCGCUUCACUCGGCGGCGCCAGGGAGCAGGACGGGCACCGGGGCCAUGGAGAGGACGGCGGGCAAAGAGCUCGCCCUGGCGCCGCUCCAGGACUGGGGCGAGGAGACGGAGGACGGCGUGGUGUACAGCGUGUCCCUGCGGCGGCAGCGCAGCCAGCGCGCGACCCCGGAGCGGGCGGGAGAGCGCCAGGCGCCCACCCAGGCCGCCGACACCUUCCUGCAGUACCGCACCAGCAAGGUUCGCGCGCUGAGGGCCGCCCGGCUGGAGUGGCUGGUGCACGAGCUGGUGUCCGGAGACCGCGAGCAGGACCCUGGCUUCGUGCCCGCCUUCCUGGCCACCCACCGGGCCUUUGUGCCCACAGCCCGCCUUCUGGGCUUUUUGCUGCCGCCGCCGCCGCCGCCGCCGCCGCCGCCACCGCCUCCCGGGGUAGACAGCAAGAGGACAGAGGGACAGGAUCAGAACUUCAGCAAGAACCUGAGGGCUGUGGUUUCAGUACUUGGCUCUUGGCUGCGAGAUCAUCCUCAGGACUUCCGGGAUCCCCCUGCCCAUCAGAACCUGGGCAACGUUCGAAUCUUUCUGGGCUGGGCAGCCCCAGGAGGGGCAGAGGCCAGGGAGGCAGAGAAGCUUCUAGAAGGUUUCUUGGAGGAGGCGAAGGGCGAGCAGACGGAGGAGGAGCACCGACUGACCUGGGCAGGCCCUCCUAGGGUUGCCCAGUCCCCCAGAGCAGAGCUCUCGGAGGACUGCUCGGAAGAGGAAGUCCCCUGUUCAGAAGGCCCGGAGCUCCUGGACUUCAGUGUGGAUGAGGUGGCGGAGCAGCUGACCCUUAUGGACGUGGAGCUCUUCUUGCGCGUGCGGUCCUGCGAAUGCCUGGGUUCCCUGUGGUCCCAGCGCGACCGGCCAGGAGCUGCAGGCAUCUCUCCGACAGUGCGCGCCACCGUGGCCCAGUUCAACGCGGUGACCGGCUGUGUGCUGGGCUCGGUGCUCGCGGCACCCGGCCUGGCAGCCUCGCAGAGGGCACAGCGCAUCGAAAAGUGGAUCUGCAUCGCCCAGCGCUGCAGGGAACUCCGCAAUUUCUCCUCCUUGCGAGCCAUCCUGUCCGCCCUGCAGUCUAACCCCAUCUACAGGCUGAAGCGCAGCUGGGGAGCGGUGAGCCGGGAGCCACUGUCUACUUUCAGGAAACUGUCGCAGAUUUUUUCUGAUGAGAGCAACCAUCUCAGCAGCCGGGUGAUUCUUUCCCAGGAGGAGGCCGCUGAGGGACCACAAGAUGAUGACAGCCCAACAGGGAGUCAGCCAUCAAAACUGCCCCCGGGUCCUGUCCCCUACCUUGGCACCUUUCUCACGGACUUGGUUAUGCUGGAUACAGCCUUACCGGAUACGUUGAAGGGAAAUCUCAUCAACUUUGAAAAGAGGAGGAAGGAGUGGGAGAUCCUGGCCCGAAUCCAGCAGCUGCAGCAGCGCUGCCGGCACUACAGCCUGAGCCCCCGCCCGCCCAUCCUGGCUGCCCUUCGAGCCCAGCGCCAGCUCAGCGAGGAGCAGAGCUACCGGGUCUCCCGUGUCAUUGAGCCGCCAGCGGCCUCCUGCCCCAGCUCCCCGCGCAUCCGGCGGCGGAUCAGCCUCACCAAGCGCCUUAGUGCGAAGCUGUCCCGGGAGAAGAGCUCAUCCCCUGGUGGGAGUCCCGGGGACCCGUCCUCACCCACCUCCAGUGUGUCCCCGGGGUCCCCCCCAUCCAGUCCCAGAGGCCGAGACCCUCCUCCUGGCAGUCCUCCAGCCUCCCCAGGGCCGCACGGCUCCAGCACCAAGCUGCCUCUGACCAUGGACCCACCAGGGGCCUUGACCCUGAGCAGCUCUCGAAUUCCCCUCCUGGGGCAGCAGACCUCAGAGGCCCGUGUCAUCCGAGUCAGCAUCGACAAUAACCAUGGCAACCUGUAUCGGAGCAUCUUGCUCACUUGCCAGGACAAAGCCCCCAGCGUGGUGCAGAGAGCCCUGGAGAAGCAUAAUGUGCCCCAGCCCUGGGCCCGUGACUACCAGCUCUUCCAGGUCCUACCUGGGGACAGAGAGCUCCUAAUUCCGGACAGUGCCAAUGUCUUCUAUGCGAUGAGCCCAGCUGCCCCUGGUGACUUCUUGCUGCGUCGCAAAGGUCGGAAAGAGGGGGCACGGCACACACCCUCUGCCUCCCCAACCUGAAGCACUGCCCUCCUCAUUCUGGGGCACAGAUGCCGUACACAGUUUGGAACCUGGCUGCUACCACCAUCAAAGUAGGGGCCUAUUUCCUGGAGAGCCUCCAUCUCCCAAUGAAGACAUUUUGCUCUCUAUCCUGGGGACCCCCCAACAUGAAGCCAUUGGACCCACCUCUCUGAUUCCCUGGGCACUUGACCAUUAUUCCAGAAACAUGAGUGUAUGAGAAGAGUAUAAAACUAGGAAAAACCAAGAGCCCUAAAGAGCUGGGAGCUUUGCUAGGAGCUCUUUCCCAGCAUGCCCUAGACCCUGGAUGGCUUCUCUGCACUCCCCAGAAUAAAGCUCCUAAGGGGUUUUGGACUAUAAGGUGCAGUUCAGUCAGAUCCUAACCCAUGGCAGGCAAGGCUUCAGGACCCAGCACUGAGGACAAGCAGCUGGGUGGCACGCACCCAUAAUCCCAAGUGCUUGGGAGGCUGAAUCAGAAGGAUCAAGGCUUCCUCAUCCUUGGCUACAUUGUGAGUUCAAGGCAAACCUGAGCUACUUCAUGAGAUCCCAUUCAAAAACAAUCAGAACCUAAGGAAAGGUUGGAAAGGUCAUAAGCAGGCUCAGGGUGUGUGUCGCCUCCGCCUCCAUUUAGGAGGUGCUGCCCUGCUUUUCUGUCAGGAGUGAAGAAAUGGGAAGAAGGAGGAGCUAGCUCUCUCCGGCCAAUACAGGCAGUGGGAAGCUGGCGUGCCUGUCACCUCAGCCCUGGGGAGGUGGAGGCAGAGGGAUCUUGAGUUCAUGGUCAUUUCAGCUGUAGUGAGUUCCAGGCCAGGGCUACAUCAUUCCCUGUGGUGUGGGGGGUCAGGGAGGGAGAAUAAACAAAGGGAGACAGCAUAGACUGAGCGAGUGCAGAGGCAGCUGGCUUCUGAGCCUCAGUUUUGAACUGGCCCUUGAUGGGGUCUCUGCAGCUCACCGAGUUCUCUGUUUCCAGGGGCCUACACUGUGGCUCUGAGGGCAAAGUGUUUGCUCAGCAAGAAUGAGGACCUCAAUUCCUGUCCCUCAGCACCCACAUAAAAAGCCAGGCGUGAUGGGAGUACAUCUACAAUCCCAGCUCGGGGAGGUGGAGACAGGUCCCAGGGUCCACCAUCCGGUCAGUUCGGCGCAAGACUCCAUCUCAAAUAACAUUCCUGAGGAGCUCAGUGCGUGGCUAGCUGAGUUCAACUCCCCAGGGUCCGUGGAAAGGCGGAAGGAGAAAACUGACUUCCCAGUUUUGACCUACAUAUGUGCACCAGACAUGUACUCCAGACAUGCUUAUAGGCACACAUAAUAGUAAUAAGUGACAGUGAGGGACACCUGACGUCACCCUCUGGCCUCCUCGUGCACAGAAAGUACGAACACACAUCCUGUAGAAGUAGACCCAUGCCAAAAAGAGAUGCCGUCUCCUGUACAAGCCAUUCAGUAGGGGGCUAGAGAGUUGGCUCUUGGUUGACAGAGCCUUUUCUUGUAAAGGAGCUGAGUUCUACUUCCACUCCCACACGGAGGCUCACCGCUAGGCACACGUGUGGUGCAUAGACACACAAAAGAACAAAAAUAAAUAUUUUUUUAAAAUUAUUUUUUUUUAAAAAAAGAGAAAAGUCCAAUAAGGUCUACAGCCGUAUGCUUGAUCUCACCUGAAAAGAUCAGCAGGUCUGGCCUGAGGUACAGCUGGAUCCGGAGCGCCAACAGAGGCUUCAGGGUUUUGUUGCUCUGAUAAUAAGACUGUUUUCGCUCAGAUUCACUCACCUCCUCUGCGAAUAGAGCCACUCAAAGGAAAAGCCACAGGUGGGCUUGUCACGCCAGCGCUCAGGAGGCUCAAGCUGAGGUGGUUUAAGCUGAGUGACAUGAGACCCUGUAUCAAACCAUGAACACACGUCCUGUGUUGGGGUCAAACCCAGGGCUUUGUGCAUGAUAGGCAAGUGCUCUACCACUGAGCUACAAUAAAAAGAUAAAAGCUGCUUUGCAUAACUGUAACUCUCCUGUAGUAGCGAGUAUGGCCACAUGAUUAAUUCUUAGUCAAGCUGACCAAUUCCAAGUUGGCUACUUUUUUUUUUUAAAAGACAGUUUCUCUGUGUAGCCCUGGUUGUCUUGGAAUUCACUCUGUAGACCAGGCUGGCCUUGAACUCACAGAGAUCCAUCUGCCUCUCCUCCCAAGUGCUGGGAUGAAAGCAUGUAUCGCCACCUGAGGCUCUAGGACUACUCUUAAAGGGAAGGGGCGAGUCCUCCCUUUCCACUUUUCCUGGUUUCUGCUGGUUAGAAUGAAGGCAUGAGCUAACCAGUAUGGUUGGGUGGUCACAUACUCAUAGCUGAGCAACAAGUGGGAAGGCGCCUGGGACCCUGGAGACAAACAGCUGCCAUGGAGACUGCUGAGACCUGGAGAGUUAUGUCAGAAAUAAAUUGCUAUCUCUUC